Acanthosepion pharaonis is the source of this 1086-nucleotide messenger RNA. The record is from the annotation of a GenBank genome assembly. Lineage: Eukaryota; Metazoa; Mollusca; Cephalopoda; Sepiida; Sepiidae.
AUGUCGCCUCUCUGCUUAUACAUUAACGUCGGAAAUGGCCGACACUUUCGAUGUGCGCUAUUAGCUGUUCAAACAGAUCGCCCAAUCGGCACGGCAUGGAAAGGACGGACCUCCCAGGGCGUGUGGAGCUGCAGGGGCAUUGACUGGAAGCAAAAAGAGGGCUGCGCCGAAUACGGGAAGAAAGGCAGGCGUCAGUGUGAGGAUUGCAACAAAAGCGUCUUUCUUUCUUUCUUUCUUUCUUUCUUUCUUUCUUUCUUUUACACCUGUCCCUUUCUUUCUUUCUUUCUUUCUUUCUUUCUUUCUUUCUUUCUUUCUUUCUUUCUUUCUUUCUUUUGCACCUGUCUCUUUCUUUCUUUCUUUCUUUCUUUCUUUCUUUCUUUCUUAAAUCAUUUUAAUCUGUCGACUAAUGAAGAACUCUCCAAUUCUUCCAGUUGCGUUCUACAAGAGUUCGUUGGCCUUUCCCCUACAACUUCUUUUUUUUCUAUAUUACUAAUCUAUCUAUCUAUCUAUCUAUCUAUCUUCUCAGCCUCUUCAUAUUUCAAAAUUAAUUCUAUCUAUCUAUCUCUAAAAAGCCUCUUCAUAUCUAUCUAUCUAUCUAUCAUUUGGUAUCUAGGAAUAUUAUCUCAAAACACAGAAAAUCUAUCUAUCUAUCUAUCUAUCUAUCUCAAUCUGUUAAACAUCUAUCUAUCUUAUCUUUUAAGCUAUCUAAAAUCUAUCUAUCUAUCUAUCUAUCUAUCUAUCUUCAGUCUUCUGUUAAUAUCUAUCUAUCUAAAUAUCUAUAAAUCUAUCUAUCUAACUAUCUAUCUAUCUCAUCUGUUCAUAUCUAUCUAUCUAUCUAUCUAUCUAUCUAUCUAUCUAUCUAUCUAUCUAUCUCGUUCUUUUCAUCUCUCUGUUUCUCUCUCAAACCCUUCAUAUAUAUCGUUUUCUCGGUCUAUUCAUAUCUAUCUAUAUCUAGAUCAGAGGUACUCAGCCGGGUGCCACAUGGCCACAGCUCUGGCGAGAAAAUAUUUUUUUUUUCAUUAUCUAUGCAUUUUUAAUUUUUUGUACAAAAUAUCUAUCUAUCUAUCUAUAAAUGCAUUUUUAUGA